Opisthorchis viverrini is the source of this 681-nucleotide messenger RNA. RefSeq lists its product as hypothetical. The transcript has 3 exons. NCBI's taxonomy places the organism in Eukaryota, Metazoa, Platyhelminthes, Trematoda, Opisthorchiida, Opisthorchiidae. The coding region runs from base 1 to 681 and encodes 226 amino acids. The record is from RefSeq and is a predicted model, not a curated record.
AUGUCUUGUCUAGCCCCUCCGUUUGUGCAUAAUCGGCGGAUUUGCUGUCCUGAAAUUCUGAAGACUCCGGUGCGACAUGAAGUGAGAAACAUGAAGCCAGUUAUUUCUCUAGAAAACAACCGGGGUUCCUGGAUCAACGUCGCCCAGUUCAACCCUCUGUUGAUGUUCACAACUGUCCCGGAAGACCAACUGUGCCAGAGAAAGACAGCGGCGGAAUGUGAAUCAACUGCGGGACUGAAAAACUACAAAAUUGCAAUUGCAAAACAACAAAAAAGUACAGCAGAAAGGUUGAUGCAGGCUUGCUCAAACAUCGUCCUGGUUACCGGAGUCCUAAAUGCACAAGUACGCAAACAUAGAGUAUUUGAGACUCAAACAGGUGGUCGAAAUGAACUGGACCCGGUACUUACGGACAAUGGUGAACAAUUGAUACAUCUAUUGGCUGACAAAAGCAUGUUUUACACAGUAACCGGUUGUCUGGUCACAUUAUAUGCUCCAACAACAUAUAAUUGUAUUGAGAGCGAUAUCGUGCAAAUACUCAAUGUCUGUGUGAAAAUGUCCUUAGAGCAUAUCCAACAUUUCGGAAGAAGGCAGAGAAAUCGCAAGCAAUACGUCAGUAGCAAAGCUGAAGAGGAAAGAUGGGACAGUGCAGCCUUGUUUUACCCACUGGAAGUCGUGAACUGA